UAACUUUAUUUUUCUUUAUUUUUCCCCAUAGUAACUUCUCCAACUAUAGGAAUCGUUUCAGCAUGCCGGGCCAGACGGAGAGCCUGUGGUACAGCUGGAACCUGGGGUCAGCGCACAUCAUCUCCCUCUCCACCGAGGUUUAUUUCUACCUCGAAUACGGCCUGGAGCUCGUCUUCAAGCAGUACGAGUGGCUGAAGAAAGACCUGGAGGAGGCCAACAAGCCAGAGAACCGAGCAGUGCGUCCGUGGAUCAUCACCAUGGGACACAGACCCAUGUACUGCUCCGACGACGAUCAGGACGACUGUACCACCUUCGACUCCCUUGUCAGACUGGGACUGAAUUUCACCAAACCGCCAGCUCCCGGUCUCGAGGAUUUAUUUUACCGCCAAGGAGUGGAUGUGGCGUUGUGGGCACAUGAGCACACAUAUGAGAGACUUUGGCCCGUCUACCGUGACAAGGUUUACAAUGGGAGCAAAGCGCAGCCUUACGUGAACCCUAAAGCUCCAGUCCACAUCAUAACAGGCUCUGCCGGCUGCAGAGAGAAGACCGACCUGUUCAAUCCAAACCCCAAAGAGUGGAGCGCUCUCCGCAGCACAGACUACGGCUACACCCGCAUGCAAGUGGUCAACGCCACCCACCUGUACUUAGAGCAGGUGUCAGAUGAUCAGUAUGGGAAGGUGAUUGACAGCAUAUGGGUGGUGAAGGAAAAACAUGGCUUCUCUUCCUGGUUCUGAAGACUGCCAAUGCCAAAAAACUCAGACUGCUCAGGAAAUACUCUUUGAACUAAAAACAAGCACUUUAUCACACAAAUCAUGCACUGAUGAUGAAAGUUAUUUAGCUGUUCAAAUUAAGAUGACGUGGAUCCAUUGAUUUUAAACAUUUAUAUAAAAUUAAGUUUUAUCCAAUCCAAAGUCCACUUUAUGAUGAUAAUAUACCCUAACAAUGUAUAUAUGUAAAAUACAUUUGAAUAAAUCUUCUUUUUUAAAUGGAAACUAUCAAUA
This is a messenger RNA of Notothenia coriiceps (black rockcod), 1001 nucleotides long. RefSeq names its product acid phosphatase 7, tartrate resistant (putative) (gene acp7). Bases 63 to 734 code for a protein of 223 amino acids. The transcript has 8 exons. Gene Ontology annotation, molecular function: hydrolase activity. The record is from RefSeq and is a predicted model, not a curated record. NCBI's taxonomy places the organism in Eukaryota, Metazoa, Chordata, Actinopteri, Perciformes, Nototheniidae.